CGCUCGAUACCUCGAUACGAAGCGAUGCUUGCAAUGCAAUCGCCAUUUUGUUGAACAAUUUUCUACUCGUGAUAUCUUUCGUUCGAUUCGAUACGUGUUUAAUCAUCGUUUUACCAUCUCAAUUUCGGCGGCAAAUUGGUGAUCAAUCAAACAAGAAGUGAUAUUUGAAAAUCACCAUGAAGAAAUGUUCAUCGCUUGUUUGGCGGUUUUUUGAUCGUAUUGAAAAUGAAAGCAAGAGGUGUCUUGCAGUGUUGUGUAAAUUAUGUGAUACGCAGUAUAAGUUUUUCGGCAAUACCACAAACUUGAGAGCGCAUAUGUCGAACAAGCAUCCUCUGCAAUGGGAAUUAGCACAAAAUGGCACGUUGGAAGACACUAAUUUUCGAGGCGAAGAUGAUGAUACCAAUCAAUCGUCUGCUUCGCCAAAAAGGAAAUAUGCAAGGGCCUACAAUAAAAACAAAAAUGUACGUUACUCAAUAUCUGUUGAUAAUCCACGAAGAGGGGAGGAAGAUAUACCAAAAAUUGAAAUCCAAAGGGUUGAUGUACUAGAAACAUCUGAAGGCGAAGAUGACACUGAAGACGCAGAAGCCACAUUUAAUUUAGUUAGACAACUGCACAGUACAACUAACCUCAGGGGCUCAGACGAGGAGUGGUUAGAAGAUGAAACAUAUGAACCUAAACGUAAGAAAGUUAUGUACAAAAAAAUCAAACGGGAGGUAACAACUCCUCCGAGAAGGCAGUCAUUUGUGAGAAUGAUGAAAAAUGAACCAAGACCAGCACCGUCUCCAAUAGUUUUAGAGAGUUACAAAGAUGAAUAUUCAGUAUUUGGAGAAUAUGUAGCUAAUAAGCUUAGAAAGUUCAGAACGCCACGGACUCGAGGGAACUUGCAGCAAUUAAUAACGACAAUAUUGUGGCAAGCGGAAUAUGGAGCAUACGAUAGUGCUGAUGCUGUGAAGAGGUUAUUAAUGUACUCCGUUCAGGCACAGGAACCAGAGCCAGAACAGCAUGUUCCGGAGUUUAACUCUCAAGUGCAAGCGGAAGAGGUUAUUGUACAUCAGGAAGAGCAAAACCAAAGCAUGGAAUAGAUUACACAGGCAAAGAUUUAUAUUUUUUAUAAUUUGGAUUAUGGACGUUCAGUGUGAGCAUUUUCACCAAAAAUAAAGAAUUUAGUUUA
Messenger RNA from Amyelois transitella, 1171 nucleotides. RefSeq lists its product as uncharacterized. Gene Ontology annotation, molecular function: DNA binding. The coding region runs from base 177 to 1082 and encodes 301 amino acids. The record is from RefSeq and is a predicted model, not a curated record. Lineage: Eukaryota; Metazoa; Arthropoda; Insecta; Lepidoptera; Pyralidae. The transcript is spliced from 2 exons.